ACUACCGUCAUAGGGACUUGAGGAUGUUCACUGUGUAUAUCUGGUUAGUCAUCCUUGUCGACAUCCCAACCUUGAGUUCCGGGUGUUCCGCGAAACAGAUAUAUGAGCAAUUAUUCCUUGAGAAGAGUCAAAGGGCAUCAGCUAUAGCAGCGAUGCGCCGGCGAGAUGCGGCUCCUGCUUAUCUGAUUGUGGUCAGCUUUGGUGAUACGAAAGGAAGAGGUGUAGUAGCGGAUAGAGACUUUCAACCUGGGGAUUUUAUAACGUAUUAUCAUGGCAAGUUCUUCACACAGAAACCGGACGGUGCCAAUAGUGCCUAUCUGUUUGAAGUGAACGACUCCGGCGAGUCAACAUGGAUUGAUGCCAGUGAUGAAGACGGGUCCUACGGGCGCCUGAUCAACGACGACUGGAGAAGCCCCACUGCCGCGUAUGAGGUCCUUAGGGUGGACGGACAGCCUCGCGUUGCUUUCUUUGCGACCAAGGACAUUCAGCGUGGUGAGGAGAUCACGUACAACUAUGGAGAGGACAUGUCACUCCCGUGGCGGAAACAGACAUUAGUGACAGAAGCCAUAAGAUGCCUAGUAAUUGCUCCGGAGUAUCUACUGUUAGCUGACUUUGGACCUCCUAAGGGGAGAGGAAUAAUUGCCGACAAGGACUUCAAGGAAGGAGAGUUCAUCACAUUCUAUGAUGGGAAACCGAUUUCAGAAGACAUUCCACAUGGCGGCCCGUAUCCCUUCAAACAUACACCCAAUGAGUGGAUCGAUGCUUCCGAGGUUGAUGGAUCCUAUGGAAGGUUGCUAAACGAUGAGUGGAAACAUCCAAAUGCCAGACCGGAAGUAGCUGACGUUGAUAGACAACAUUAUAUAGCUUUCUACGCAUCUCGUCCAAUACAACGUGGGGAAGAAAUAACUUUUUCAUACAACAAUAAUAUUGGUUUUCCUUGGCGAAAAAAGGAUGCAGAAGAAGCUAUCCGCGAAUUAGAUAUUUCUCCCGAACAUCUACGUGUGGUUGACUUUGGUUUUCCAAAAGGGAGAGGGGUUGUCACUGAUGUGGACAUUGAGCAAGAUGGCUUCAUAACCUUUUUCCAUGGGAAUUGUGUGACGGAAGACCCACGGAACGCUACAUAUUCACUAAAGAUAGACGCAAAUGACAAACAUAUCUGGAUCGAUGCCACCAAGGAAGACGGUUCCUAUGGGCGACUAAUAAAUGAUGACUGGAGGCAGCCUAAUGCAAGAACAGAAACAGUUACCAUUGAUGAAGAAACACAUGUCAUCUUCUUAGCUAAUCGUCCAAUAGAACGAGGGGAAGAGAUCAUGUACAGCUACAACGCUAGCUCUGAACUCCCAUGGCGUAUCAAGACGCCAUGGGAGGAAGCUGAAGAUGCCAUCCGGAGCGCAGAUGCGGCGCCCUCCUCUCUCCUGGUCGUUGACUUUGGUCACCCGAAAGGAAGGGGCGUGGUUGCUGCCAGGGAUUUUAAAGAGGGGGAUUACCUGACAUAUUACCAUGGCCAUCAUUCCCUAGAAGAGCCAAGUAAUGACGAUAAAACCUACCGCUUUCGAAUUAUCAAAGAUGGUAACACCUCUUGGACCGACGCCUUUAUGGAGGAUGGCUCAUAUGGGCGACUAAUCAAUGACGAAUGGAGGGCCGCAUUGUCAAAUGCUGCUAAAACAAUAAUAGUUGUGGAUGGACAACAACUGGUAGCAUUCUUUGCUUCUCGAGCUAUACCACGAGGGGAGGAGCUCUUGUACAGUUAUAACGACGGGAUGGAAUUUCCGUGGAGAAAGACGGAGGUUGUUGAAGCAGUGCGACGUUCAGACAGUGCCCCGGAUUAUCUUGCUGUUGUCGACUUUGGUCAGCCUAAAGGUAAAGGAAUUGUUGCCGGGAAGAAUUUUGAAACUGAUGAUUUUAUUACGUUCUACGCUGGGGAACGCGUGUUCGACGAGUCUGCAGUCGUCAAUGCAACGCAUCUGCACCACAUCCAACAGGAUGACGGCGAUAUUUGGAUCGAUGCCUCCAAGGAUGACGGGUCCUAUGGCAGACUCUUGAAUGAUGACUGGAGAAAACCCAACGCCAGACCAGAAAGUGUAACCGUUGAUGGAGUCCUUCACAUUGCAUUUUUCGCUAAUCGUCCAAUUCACCAAGGCGAUGAAAUCAUGUUCAGCUAUGGCAGUAGUAUGGACUCUCCGUGGCGUAAGAAGGAGGCAGAGGUUGCUAUCCGAAGUAAAGACAUCGCACCAUCGUAUCUCAUUAUUGUGGACUUCGGCCAAGUCAAAGGCAGAGGUGUAGUAGCUGCGAAGGACUUUGCAUCUGGUGACUUCAUUGCGUAUCUGAUUGGUCAGCGUCUGUCCGAACUAGCCCCGGACACGGACAAAUCCUUUCUGAUUGAAAUUGAAACGGGCGGUAGAUUUGUAUUGGUGGAUUUUUCUUGUGACAAAGUCUCCUCCGGACGGCUGAUUAAUGAUGACUGGGUGAAUCCGAAUGCUGACAUGUAUGCGAUACACGUUGAUGGGGAGAUGUAUAUCACUUUUUUUGCCAUCCGCGAUAUACAACGAGGCGACGAGAUCACAUACGACUACCGAAGCGACAACUAUUGGCGAAAACAGGAUGGCCUUAAAGAGGUUGAUUGGACGGCUACAGAAGCAUGUAGAAAGAUCAAAUCCCGAACCAGAAAAUACAACAAAGCAGUUAGACAGGUUAGAGGACAAGAAGAAAACCAAUGUGUGAAAGAACAAUGUCAGAAUUCUUAAAACAAAAUACAAACAUGCUGUAGAAUAGAACAUAUUGUAAUAAUAUCGAUAACAA
Haliotis rufescens (red abalone) is the source of this 2799-nucleotide messenger RNA. RefSeq lists its product as uncharacterized. The transcript is spliced from 21 exons. The record is from RefSeq and is a predicted model, not a curated record. The coding region runs from base 24 to 2744 and encodes 906 amino acids. Gene Ontology annotation, molecular function: protein binding. NCBI's taxonomy places the organism in Eukaryota, Metazoa, Mollusca, Gastropoda, Lepetellida, Haliotidae.